Acanthoscelides obtectus is the source of this 927-nucleotide messenger RNA. Lineage: Eukaryota; Metazoa; Arthropoda; Insecta; Coleoptera; Chrysomelidae. The record is from the annotation of a GenBank genome assembly.
AUGAGAGAGCUUUCCAGAAUAUUACUAGAAUUGAAAAAACUAGAGCCAACAAUACACAAUCUGUUUGAUGGCCUGAAACCGGAGCACUAUGACCAACUAGUUGAAGCUACAAAAUCAGUAGCAAACUACGAUACUGUUAAUGACACAUUUGAUUCUCCCACAUUUGCCAUGAAUAUAAGUACCGCACUGAAACAGUGUUGUGACAUUGCAAUACACAUGGUUAUAAAAAAUGAACCAUCAGUUGAAACAGCUAGCCUCAAAACGAUGAUUAAUUUACUUCAAUCGAAUUGGAGAUUUGAUGUCUCUGGCCGCGCUGGCAAUGAUUUGAACUUGAUAAAAUUCAAUAAAGCGACUAUUGUGCCAUUAGCAACAGACCUUAGGCUUUUAAAAAACUACUUGUUGUUGAAAGCAGGAGAGGCAGUGAACAGGUUGGCUAGAAAUGCUGCUGAUGCGAACGCUUACAAUACUCUGUUGGAGACAGUAUAUUUCAGGGUAAUACUACUGAAUAGAAAAAGACCAGGUGAACUGCAAAGGAUGUUUCUUCGCACUUAUGAGAGUUCUGAAAUUAAAAGUGGCGAAUAUGAAGAAUUUGAAGAAGUCAUAACCGAGGUGGAAAAACUACUGAUAAAAAAUCUGAAAAGAGUUGUGAUACGAGUAGUGUCAGAGCAAAAAGGAAAGAAAACGGAAUUACCUGUAGCUGUCAAUAAGAAAAAGCGUAUUCUUACACCAUGGCCUAGUGAACAGAAGGAAGCAGUAACAUUCUUCUUUAAUAAGAACAUAAAGAUGAAAAAAUCUCCAAAAAGAAAGGACUGUGAAGAAAUUAAAAGUUUAUACCCCGAGUUGCUAGCCAAUAAAGACUGGCUAAAGAUUAAAGUUUUUAUACAAAAUGUGUAUUCAAAAAAAAAGCAAAUAAGUUGUAAAAUUUGA